This is a messenger RNA of Fomitiporia mediterranea MF3/22, 1657 nucleotides long. RefSeq lists its product as uncharacterized. The transcript is spliced from 3 exons. The record is from RefSeq and is a predicted model, not a curated record. The coding region runs from base 268 to 1338 and encodes 356 amino acids. NCBI's taxonomy places the organism in Eukaryota, Fungi, Basidiomycota, Agaricomycetes, Hymenochaetales, Hymenochaetaceae.
GGCUGGAGCUCCAACUCGAGGGACGGAAGACCUCGACCAAUUGCCGGCAAGGUGAUAGAUCGCCGUAUACAGAUCACCAACAAAAUUUCGAGGGACGGCAGUUUCCGUGAUUGACGUUGUGUCCAAAAUGGGCAGGGGGAAUCACAUGCCAGAUCCUCAGAUGCUUUAUCUCUGCCACCCGCUCCUUCACUUGUUCUCUCACUCACUCUCACUCAUCUCGUCCUCCUCCGCAUCUCUUUCCGCUUCCACCACCUCUUCCCUUUAGCAAUGGCAACAGAAACACAGACUGCCCCCUCGGUGCUCACUGCGCCCCCAAACCUCCCCCAGUACACGGUGCUCUCGCGUGUUGCGAGCAUCCCACUUAUCAGUGACUCCCUCGCUGUACUUCAUGCCACCCUCUUGAACAAUGCUUUGACUAAGAUGCCUUACUCCACUGCGCAAGCUAUCGGCUCUGCUGCGUUCCGCGUAUCAGAACCUAUUCAAGCGCGCUUGGCGCCUGUAAUCAACCGCGCGGACGGUAUCGCCAACAAGGCAGUUGACGUCGUUGAGAGUCGUUAUCCUUAUCCAUUCCACGCGCCUACCGAAGAGAUCUACGGCCACCUCAAGCAGCACAGCGAACACGCGUACGGUGUCGCGAAUAAGACUAUCGACGAUAAGGUCCGCACGCCUGCAUAUGGCAUUGUCAAGGGCGUCGACCAGCGUUUUACACCUGUCGUUGAUCGUUUUGCGUCUGUCGUGAAUUCAAUCAACUCCAAGAAGACAGAUCCCGACUCCCCUACUCCCGACGGUCCUGCCACUGGCACGCCUAACGACGAGUUCCAGUACCGCCGUGCAUUCCGCCUUUCUCUUAGUCUCAAAGACAGUCUCGUAGGUCUCACCAAUGAACAGCUCAAGCAGAUCCAGGAGCAUAAUAUUUUAGUUCAAAAAGCCGCUGCGACGGCACACUCCAUUACUUCGACGAUCUCGACCUCAUAUGAUGCCGCUGCCACCCGUGUUCACGCGCUGUCGGACACUAUGGUUGGUGAGCUGCAUGGCUUGCAGACGUCUGCGUCGGCCCUACCCGCGCAGGCUCAAUCGUCCCUUGGCGGGCUCUCGGAGCGUCUCGGCCCUGUCAUUAAUGAAGUGAAGGAAAUACUUCGUUCCGACGCCCCUGUAAAGGAAAAGCUUGCUCGUCUCCGACAGACUGUCGAGCAGCAGAUCCAGCCUAUCCUAGCUAAUGCAACUGCGAGGUUACAGGAUGCGGUCAAGGCCGUUCGAUCGAGGGCUGAGAGCGUGACUGCGAACGGCAAGUCCGCGCCUGCGCCGAACGGUACAGUGCCGAAUGGUGACAAACACUAAUCUUGGUGGUUCUGAUCAUCCCGGGUUUCACAUGCUUCCUCUCUUUUUCUGCCUUUUUAUUAUUCCGUGUCUUUUCUUCAGUCACGCUGCGAAAAAUCAUAGACUGUACUGUUGUUCACCCUAGCCUGAGCUUGUUCAAUUGUCAUUUGUUUUCAUUGUUCAUCUUUUUUCGUCAAGCACUUCUCCUGUUCCCACUCCAUUAUUUUAGUAGACUCUCGCCCCGCUCCAAGUUGUCGUUUUUUUUUUUUUUUUCCUUUCCAACUUCAGCUAUGAAUCCAUUAGAUACAUAUGCUACGUCAUAGAAUACGAAUUUACACAC